AUGCUAUUGAGAUUUCGGUCAAAGUUAGGAAUUCAUCGUGUUUCGUGCGAAGCAAACGAUAGUUUUGGCAACGUUGUUGAGAAAUGGGCAAAACAAUUGUCAGUGCAGGUGGACUUGAACACUGUGAGUGUCAGUACACAACCAGGGGUUUCAAAGUUAGCAAGUGAGAUUGCGCAUCAGAGUGUAGCAUCUUUAGGAUUGAAGCAUGGUGAUAUGCUCACUACUGUAUUUGAAAGUACAGAAAGCCAUCAAGAAGGCACAAGUGCUAACACUGGCUCUAAAGGAAAUGGUGGAAGUGUGUCAAUCAACAAUAGAAAUAACAUUAAGCCUCAAAUUAAAGAAUCUGAACUCGAUAAGGAGCUAGAGGGGGAAACUGGACUUAUUCAGCGCCCAAGAUCUACCUUCUGCAGACAUGGUGACAAAGGUAUGUGUGAGUAUUGUUCGCCAUUGCCGCCAUGGGAUAAGGGAUAUCACGAGGAGCAUAACAUCAAACACAUAUCAUUUCAUGCAUAUUUAAAGCAGCUAAACGAGGUAACCAAUAAGAAAUCAUCUGGAUCGUCAUACAUCCCGCCCCUAAGUCCACCUAAUUAUAGAAUAAAUUUGAAAUGUACAGGUGGCCACGAGCCAUGGCCAAAGGGUAUUUGUUCGAAAUGUCAACCCUCCGCCAUCACUUUACAACAACAGACCUUUAGAAUGGUGGAUCACGUUGAAUUUCAACAAAGUGAACUGAUCAAUCAGUUUAUUGAUUCUUGGAGAACCACCGGUAUGCAAAGGUUCGGUUACUUAUACGGUUCAUAUAGAAGGUAUGACAAUGUUCCGUUGGGUAUCAAGGCUGUUGUAGAAGCAAUCUGGGAGCCUUCUCAACACGAUGAACAAGAUGGUAUCAGCAUGGAUAUGGAUCAAGUGAUGAGGGAGGUGGAGGAAACAGACAAAUUAGCGCAAGAAAUGGGGUUAGAAAGAAUCGGGAUGAUUUUUACUGAUCUUACGGAUGCUGGCCUAGGCGAUGGGUCUGUUUUCUGCAAGAGACACAAGGACUCAUUUUUUUUAUCUUCGCUUGAGGUUAUUAUGGCUGCGAAACAUCAAUUGAGACAUCCAAAUUUGUCCAAGUUUAGUGAGACAGGAUCAUUCUCAUCAAGAUUUGUUACCUGCGUGGUAUCAGGAAACUUGAAGCAAGAAAUUGACAUAGCCACUUAUCAGGUUAGUUUAGAUGCAGAAGCAUUAGUUGAUGCAGACCUCAUAUCAGGUUCCACUCACCCAUCACAGGCAUAUAUCAACGAAACAAACGACAAAAGAUAUGUACCUGAGAUAUUCUACACACGUAAGAACGAAUACAAUUUGACGGUGAAGGAAAAUGCAAAACCCGCAUUCCCCGUAGACUAUCUCUUAGUAUCAUUGACUCAUGGUUUCCCUGUGACAACUGAUGCUGAUUCAGAAACCGAGGGCACUACAAAUCAUGUAACAGCAACUAGCCCACCUCUCUUCAAAACUGUUGCUGGAUUUCCAUGGUCUAAUCGACAAGCAAUGGGCCACUCACAAGAUUACACAGAACUCAAGCGCUACAUCUACAAAGCAGCUACUGACAACGACCUUACACAUUUACAUCAAAAACUUUCGAACUUCCAUCUCUUGCUUUACAUACAUUCACUUCAAGUGUUAGCCCAGCAUGAAUGGUCUUUGCUUUUACAGGCCGCAACAGCACCAACUAUUGAGGAAGCAACAGAAGCACUACUCACCCUUUCGCAUUCUCCGGGAUGGCAAACACUUGUCAUGAUCCUUCAACAAUCUAUGUAG
This is a messenger RNA of Kluyveromyces marxianus DMKU3-1042, 1791 nucleotides long. RefSeq names its product nuclear protein localization protein 4 (gene NPL4). NCBI's taxonomy places the organism in Eukaryota, Fungi, Ascomycota, Saccharomycetes, Saccharomycetales, Saccharomycetaceae. The coding region runs from base 1 to 1791 and encodes 596 amino acids. The record is from RefSeq and is a predicted model, not a curated record. The transcript has a single exon. Gene Ontology annotation, biological process: ubiquitin-dependent protein catabolic process. Gene Ontology annotation, cellular component: nucleus. Gene Ontology annotation, molecular function: ubiquitin protein ligase binding; ubiquitin binding.